CUUUGGCAACAGGAGGACGCGGCCGGCGGGCGGUUUCCAGCAGGUUCCUAGUACCUGCUUGCGAUCCGAGGCUCGGGCCGAACAAUGUCAGAGAUCCUGUGCCAGUGGCUCAACCAGGAGUUGAAGGUGUCCCAGACCGUGAGUCCCAAGUCCUUUGCAAAGAUAUUUUCCAGUGGCUAUCUAAUUGGAGAAGUUCUGCACAAAUUUGAACUACAGGAUGAUUUUUCAGAAUUCUCAGAAAGCAGAGUAUCAACUGCCAAACUUAAUAAUUUUUCUCGCUUGGAGCCAACACUGAACCUUCUGGGUGUGCAGUUUGAUCAGAAUGUGGCCCAUGAUAUCAUCACAGAAAAGCCUGGGGCAGCAACAAAACUUUUGUAUCAGUUAUAUACUGUUCUUCAGAAAAAGAAAAGUGGACCGACUGGAGUACAAAUGCAAACCAUGCAACCCCUGACAAAUACAAGAUUUCAAAGCAUGAAACAUGAUAUUUUUCGAGAUCAACGCCUGAGCAGAAGACGACAAAAUGAAAUAAUGGCCAAAAUUCAAGCAGCUAUCAUACAGAUUCCUAAACCUGCUUCAAAUCGUACUUUGAAAGCACUUGAGGCCCAAAAAAUGAUGAAAAAGAAAAAAGAGGCAGAGGAUGUAGCCAAUGAGAUUAAGAGGUUUGAAGCCCUAAUAAAAAAGGAUCUCCAGGCAAAAGAAAGAUCAUUCCUGUACGACACAGCUGCAAACAUUCACCCUCUUCCCUAUUACCUUUGCAAACCCAGCCUGAACUUGGGUCUAUCAGUUAACUUUAGAAACCGCCAAACAAGAGAGGCUUAUCGGGAGGAGCAGCUGAUCAACCGGCUGAUGAGGCAAUCCCAGCAGGAGCGCAGGAUUGCCGUGCAACUCAUGCAUGUUCGGCAUGAAAAGGAAGUUUUAUGGCAAAACAGAAUUUUCAGAGAAAAGCAGUAUGAGGAAAGGCGACUUAAAGACUUCCAGGAUGCUCUUGAUAGAGAAGCGGCUUUGGCAAAACAAGCCAAGAUUGAUUUUGAAGAACAAGCCCUCAGAGAAAAGGAAAUUCAUGAACAGAUUGCUGUGGAAAGAGCUCAAGCUCGUUACAAAAAGCAUUAUUCAAUAUGUGCAGAAAUUUUGGAUCAAAUACUUGAUUUAUCUACCAAAGUGUCAGACUAUCGAAUGUUGACAAAUAAUCUGAUUCCAUAUAAAUUGAUGCAUGAUUGGAAGGAACUGUUUUUUAAUGGAAAGCCCAUAUACAGCCAAGCCUCCAUUAAGCAUCUACCAGCUAAGCCCUCUGCAGAACAACUUACAGAACUGGAGAAAAGGGACUUGCUAGAUAACAAUGAUUAUCAAGAAUAUAAGAACAUGGUUGGAGAAUGGGCCUUACCAGAAGAAAUGGUUGAUAAUUUACCACCCUCCAACAAUUGCAUUUUGGGCCAUGUGCUUCACAGACUGAUUGAAAAAUCCUUUCCUCAAGUCGAAUCAACAGUGCCAGAAUUACCUUCAUUCACUAUUAAAGGAUGCUUACUGGGGAAAACAUUCAGUGGAAAAACUACUGCUCUAAAGUCUCUACAAAAAGACUUUCCUAUUCAGAUACUUUCUAUUGACACCCUUGUCCAAGAAGCUAUCCGAGCAUUUCAUGACGAUGAAAAAGUCAGCAAGGCCCAACCCAUUCAGAAAGAUGAAAAGGCUCUGCCAGAUGCGCAGGAAAACAGUGAAGGAAGCCAGGAUCUGAAAAAUGUAUUUUCAGCUGCUCCAGUUUCAGAUGGAACAUUACCAAAAACAGAAGAUGAAACUAUACUUAGUACUGAUUCUAAUAAAACGCCAAACGGUGGAGAAGGCAAAUCAAGUGGUAGUUUCUCUGAACUUACUGUGCGAGCUCAGCUUGGUGCAAAAUCAGAAAAGUUGCUGAAAAAAGGAAAGAGCGUUUCUGACAUGUUGCUAGUUAGCAUCAUGGCAAAUGCUAUUAAUCAGAUACCUGCAUAUCAAGGCUGGAUCCUUGAUGGUUUUCCAAUGACAUUAAACCAAGCAAAGCUUCUGGAAGAAGCUCUGACAGGCUGCAACAGAGACCUUAUUGAACUGGAGGGAAAGAAAACACCAAUACCCACACUGGUUGUUGAUACUACAACUUCUAAAGAAGUGCCUCUUCCCCCUUCUGCGUUUGAUUUUGUUAUGUUAUUGGAUAUUUCAGAUAAUUCCUCGCUGAAUCGCAUGAAUGACAUCAUGGCUGAAGCAUUUUCAAGUAAAACUCCUCAUGAAGAUAUCAGUCAAUGUGUCGCUGCCAAAAACCCAGAUAUGGAUGAAGACCAGAAUUUAAGAGACCAAAUACAGCAUCGAAUUAUAGGCUUCUUGGACAACUGGCCUUUAUUGGAACAAUGGUUUACAGAGCCAGAAAAUAUUUUGAUAAAAAUCAAUGCUGAAACAGAUAAAGAGUCUGUAUGCCAAAAAGUAAAAGAAAUAUUUAUGACUGAAAUAAUGAAAAAGGAGAAUAGAGCUCCUGCUCUUCCUCCCCCUCCUCCUCCUGAACCAGAAAAAGAGAAGGAAAUCCAUCCUCAGGGUGAGCGUUCAGAAACUCCCGCUGCAAAAGGAAAACCACCAUCAGAACCCCCACAUGGUAAGCAAGAAUCUCUUCAGGAAGGAAAAGGGAAGAAAGGUGAAACUUCACUCAAAAGAAAAGGUUCUCCUAAAGAAAAAUCUCCAGGAGGGAAACCACCAGCAAAGAAACCCCCUGCUGACUCUAUAGAUAUGUCAUCUGCUCCUCUAGUACCACCACAACCUAAACCUGGAUCGGAAGAAUGGGUCUACGUAGAUGAACCAAUUCCCGAGGAAAUACCUUCAUUUUUAGUACCUUACUGGGAACUGAUAGAAAAUUCCUAUGUAAAGUCUGUCAAAACAGUACUCAGGCAUCUGAGAGAGGACCAGCAUUCUGUGCUUUCUUACUUAUAUGAGAUUAGAACAAGUUUCCAGCAGUUUCUAAGGCGUCCAGAUCACAAGCAAGAUUUCGUAUCUCAAUGGCAGGCUGAUUUCAACUCUCUUCCUGAAGACCUGUGGGAUGAUGAGGAAACGAAAGCUGAACUACACCAAAGAGUGAAUGAUUUACGAGACCGCCUGUGGGACAUUUGUGAUGCCCGGAAGGAAGAGGCAGAGCAAGAGCGUCUGGAUAUCAUCAGCGAGAGCUGGUUUCAGGACUUGAUUGGGAUAACGAUGAACCAUUUCUUCUCACUGAUGCAGGCAGAACUAAACCGUUUCCAAGAUACAAAGAGACUCCUUCAAGAUUACUACGGGGGGAUGGAAUGCAAAAUCCCAACAGAUGAUGACAGUAAGAGAUUUACUCGAGUCCCAUUGGUCCAACUGAAUGGUAGAGACAUUUUGGAAAAUCAACUUAGAAUUCCUCUAGUUCCUCGAAUAUCCAUUUCUCCAGAUUCAGCUCUAUCCAAACCAAAAAUAAAUGCCACACUGAAGGGCAAAGUGGAUCACUCGCUGGAAAACGUAGAGUUAAACUUUGAGGCAGAUGAGAAGUUGGUAAUGGACACCUGGCAGCAUGCUUCUUUAGCAGUCUCCCACAUGGUGGCUGCUGAAAUUCAUCAGAGGCUCAUGGAAGAAGAAAAAUACCAGCCAGCAGACUCAAAAGAAAAAUCUCUUCAGAUGGGUGUAAAUAAAAAAGUCAAAAAGGAACUACCCAAGAAAAAUAAGGAGGAAAAGAAAGCAAAAGGUAAAUCACCACCUUUGGCAGAAGCUGCUCCUGUAAUAGUACCUGCAGAGGAGAUUGCCGAGAUGGAAAGGAAAAAUGAACUGAGGCUCAAAAUAAAAGAAGAACAUCUUGCUGCCCUGCAGUUUGAAGAGAUAUCCACACAGUUCCGACUUGAAUUGAUAAAGACAAAAGCAUUGGCUUUCCUUGAAGAUUUACUAACAAAGGCAGUUGAUGUAUAUAAACUCAUGGAAAAGUGGCUUGGUGAAAGGUAUUUGAAGGAAAUGGCCAGUGUGGAAAAAUUAACUGAAGUAGCUCGCUAUCAUAUUGAAACAUCUACAAAAAUUCAGAAUGAACUUUAUUUAGACCAAGAAGACUUCUUCAUUAAUGGUGAUAUAAAAGUCUUUCCAGAUCCUCCUCCUCCAAUACGUCCUCCACCUGUAGAAAAGGAAGAAAAUGGCACACUGACCAUCAAACAGCUGGACAAUCUUCGAAAUCAGUUCUUAGAUACAGCACCGAAAGGUAUGAUAGGAAAUAAAGCCUUUACUGACAUUCUGCUUGAUUUGGUAACCCUAGACCUUGGAACAAACAACUUUCCUAGUAGCUGGAUGCACCUCACUCAACCUGAAUUACAGGAGUUAACAUCUUUAUUAACAGUAAACUCGGAGUUUGUGGACUGGCGGAAAUUCCUGUUAGUCAUCUCUCUGCCUUGGCCUGUGCCCUCGGAGGAGGAGCUCCUGGAGACGCUGCAGAGGUUCAGGGCUGUGGAUGGGGAGCAGCUGGGCACCGUCACCUUCAAGCAGUAUAUGCAGGCUGGUUUGUGGUUUACAGGAGAUGAAGAUAUAAAGAUUCCAGAAAAUCCUAUUGAACCUCUGCCAUUCAAUAGGCAGAAGCACCUUAUAGAGUUGUUCUUUAGGCUAUUUGCUGACUAUGAGAAGGAUCCACCCCAGCUUGACUACACACAGAUGCUGCUGUAUUUUGCUUGCCAUCCAGACCCUAUGGAAGGGGUCUACAGGGCCCUUAGUGUGGCCACUGGGACUCAUGUCUUCCAACCAAUUGGAACUCCUACUCUUAUUGCAGAAAAGACUUCUUCCUUUACUAAUAUGAGUCCAAUUGAGGAAUAUCCUGAACUUCAGGAAAAUUUUAUGAGUGAGGAAAGGAAAUUAAGAGAGAAAAGGGAGGAAAAAGAAGAAAUCCCCAAAAAUGCAAACACUGAAAAGAUUUCCAUGGAAACACUAUUCAAAGUGUUCCGAGGAGGAAAAGAAGCACAGGACACCAACCGAUUUGCCAGCCACCUAAAGACACAGAACAUUUACUCAGAGAGCUUCAUAAAAGUAUUUCAGGAACUAGGUGCCAAGAAUCUGGAGCCAAUUGAACUUGCUGUUCUUUUGAAGCAUCCUUUUAUUCAAGACCUGAUUUCAAGUUAUUCAGACUACAAAAUUCCUGAUAUUAAAAUAAUUCUCCAAAGGAAUGAGCAUGUACAAGGAAGUGAUGGAGAGAGAUCUCCUUCAAGACUUACAGAGGAAAAGAAAUGAAGACAAGAAUAUGAUUUUAAUAACUUGGCAACUAAUCUUCCAAACAUAA
Messenger RNA from Manis javanica (Malayan pangolin), 5266 nucleotides. Lineage: Eukaryota; Metazoa; Chordata; Mammalia; Pholidota; Manidae. The record is from RefSeq and is a predicted model, not a curated record.